AUGGGUAGAAAUAAAAGUUUUCUUUUGUAUGCAAACUCAAGUAAACAAUUCGAUCGAUUAAUGGAUAAAAAUAUUUGGCCAACACAAAUAUGUUCUUUUGAUUUUUCCAUCGAUUUUCCAUCUAAAGUACCCUCUUCUUAUUCUAUUGUAGUAAUUGGUAUUCCUGUUCAAGGGAAUCAGACAGAAUUCGAGUCAGACACUAAAAAGUAUUAUCCAACAGUCAUUAAAGUCGAACGAAUAUACAUAAAAGGUGGUGUACCAAUUUCAAAAGCACGCAAAUCGAAACAAAACGUUUUUACUACUACUGCUUGUACAACUAAUGAACUUAAAUGUAUUACGCCAAUACAUCCACGUAAUUCAUUUGAAAAUGGCCAUGAGAAUAUCGAUUCAAAUGUGAUGUGUAAUAUAUCAAAAAAACUUGAUUUACUCAUGGUCAAAAUUAAGUAUCUUUCAAUAGAACAAACUAAAAUGAAUUCAACUAUACAUAAUGCAAAUGAACUUAUCAACGCAUGCCAUAGAGAAAUCAAUUUAAUGAAAGAAUUUAUCUUGAAUAAGAUAUGCCCAUUUGUUUGUGAAUUGAGUGAUGCAUUACUUGACUUAUUACGUGAAUGGUGUGAAACUCCUACACUUGAUCUUCUACUUGAAAAUUGGACAAAUCAUCGUGAUAAAACAUGCCAAGUGAUGAACUUAAAACAAAAUAUUUCUCUUCUUCUUUUGAAAGUUUCUAGUCUGAACUGGUACGUGAUCGAUGUAUUUAAUCUAAUUGAUGUAACUGCGUCACCCAUUAUUAUUUUAAAUAGCGCGUACCACGAUGUAGAUACAAUUAAAACAUUUUCAUCUCACUUCUUCAAUUACAACGUCUACUCUAUGAAAGGAUCAAAUCAAUUUGGUGGAGUGUUGAUCGCAGUUCAUAAAUCAAUUCGUUCUAAACUCUCAUCCACAAUCGAUAAUGUUCUUAAUUUAAUCGUACUUGAAGUUGCCUCCGACUCGGAUAUGUUUCAAUUAGCUACAUGCCAUUCUUCUCCUGGUGAACCAAUUCCUCUUGAUAUAUUCGACACAUCACUGCAGCAAAAUCCAAAUUCUAUCUCCACUGAUGAUCUUAAUGCCAAGCAUAAUUCGUGGUCAAGAUCAAUGGAGAGUCAAAAAGAACAAACCUUAUUCAAUUGGUUAUCUACUUCACAAACGACUACACCACUAGAAAUCAUCAAUAAAUUCAUAUCAACAUCAACUCGUUCAAAUGGAACAAUUGAUCUCAUUAUUGCACAUGCACACAUGUCAUCUGCUUCUUUCUCUGUUUUCCCAACCAUGGGGAAUGAUCAUCAUCCGGUUUUAUGGCAUCCAUCAUUUAAAAUCUCGUCUAAACCAUCAACGUCAUCCCAUCAAGCGUACUCGAUAAAUGAACAAGGUAUUAUUCCUGCAGGACAAAGUGGUUUUCGCCGCGGUUAUAAUAUGGCUGUUCGUUUAGUUGUGAUUAUAGAUCAAAUAGGACAAAGUUUAACAAAAAAAAAAUACAGCAAUCGCUGCGCUUUUCGUUGA
This is a messenger RNA of Rotaria socialis, 1536 nucleotides long. The record is from the annotation of a GenBank genome assembly. Lineage: Eukaryota; Metazoa; Rotifera; Eurotatoria; Philodinida; Philodinidae.